Molecule: messenger RNA, 1236 nt
Organism: Anopheles maculipalpis
Lineage: Eukaryota; Metazoa; Arthropoda; Insecta; Diptera; Culicidae
Gene: NC2alpha
Product: mucin-19
Exons: 3
Coding region: 28-1236 (402 amino acids)
Biological process (GO): positive regulation of transcription by RNA polymerase II; negative regulation of transcription by RNA polymerase II; transcription by RNA polymerase II
Cellular component (GO): nucleus; negative cofactor 2 complex
Molecular function (GO): transcription coactivator activity; protein heterodimerization activity; core promoter sequence-specific DNA binding
Source: RefSeq, a predicted model, not a curated record
UGUUUACGCACCGUCGUCUUCCGCAAGAUGCCUUCGAAAAAGAAAAAGUAUAAUGCACGCUUUCCGGCGGGUCGCAUCAAAAAGAUAAUGCAAACGGACGAAGAGGUUGGCAAGGUGGCCCAGGCUGUUCCUGUGAUAAUCUCUAGGACAUUGGAAUUGUUUGUAGAAUCGCUGCUAACCAAAACGCUCAAAAUCACCAACGCACGGAAUGCGAAAACGCUCUCCCCAUCUCACAUGAAGCAAUGCAUCAUAUCGGAGAGUCGGUUCGAUUUUUUGCGCGAUCUGGUCAAAAACAUCCCCGAUAUGGGGAUUAAUGAGGAGCUUUCCGGUUCGGAAACUGGUUACGGUAACGAAGGUACCUCACCGGCAUCUACCUCGACUUCAUCGUCCUCCGUGUCCUACUCGAAUGGAGCAGCAGCCGUAGCAGCUGCAGCAGCAUCGAUCGGCGGUCAUCAUCCGUACGAGGCACAUCCCGCAUCGCUCCAGCGUUCGGAAUCGUACUCGCCGGCAACGGCAACCAUCUCACUACUACCACACCACAGUCAGUCACACGGUCACAAGCGAGGCCUCGGUCAGGGUGGCAGUUUAAACUUCUACAAAGAGAUACAGCUCGAAGGGACGGAGAGUCCACCUCCGCCGAAACUGAACCGGCUUAACUCGGCCCCGGCCGGUGGUGCAUCGACGGCUUUGCCAUUUAAAAUCGACAUACUACCAAACCUCCCGACCGCCGCCGCCGGUAUCACCUCGCCUACCACCAGUAGCCCGCUAACCAAAGGUACGACCGCCCAAACAUCCGGUGCCAUAACGCCACAGAUAACGUACAACUUUGAACGACUCGCGGCACCCUCGACGACAUCGACGACGAUAGUGCCCGCUUCGGCCUCGCCACUCGAACCAGUCAUUAAGCUGGACUAUUCGAACCUAAGAUUACCGGCAACGUCCGCAUCGCCAGACGGAAGCUCGGCACGCACGACCGCGCAGCCCACGAUCAAAAUUGAUCUCAGCAGCAUACCGGCAGCCCGUAGCAGUCCCGCCACACCGGACGGUGGUGGAACGCCGAAAAAACAUACCGAUGGAGCAAUGGGAAAGCAUUACGCUUCAUCCACCAGUACCAGUACCACGGCGACGAUAAACCCCACGGCAAUGCAAAGUCCGGUAUCAGCUGUGGCACCACCGCUUUUCGCGACCCUUUCCUCUACCAUCCCGGGAAUGGAUGAGGAUUAUGACGAUAUUUAA